Molecule: messenger RNA, 2885 nt
Organism: Diceros bicornis minor
Lineage: Eukaryota; Metazoa; Chordata; Mammalia; Perissodactyla; Rhinocerotidae
Gene: SRFBP1
Product: serum response factor binding protein 1
Exons: 8
Coding region: 91-1377 (428 amino acids)
Biological process (GO): maturation of SSU-rRNA
Cellular component (GO): 90S preribosome; nucleus
Source: RefSeq, a predicted model, not a curated record
GCCUGCCGUAGAGGGGCGUGGCGGCGCAGCCGCGAUCUGCAUGACGCAGUUCACGUGCCGGCAGCUGCGGAUCCUCCUUCUGGACCUACCAUGGCUCAGCCCGGGACUCUGAACCUCAAUAACGAGGUGGUCAAGAUGAGAAAAGAAGUGAAGAGAAUCCGAGUUUUGGUUAUCCGAAAACUUGUCAGGAGUGUUGGCAGACUGAAGUCAAAAAAGGGCAAUGAAGAUGCACUGUUAAAAAACCAAAGACGAGCACAAAGAUUGCUUGAAGAAAUCCAUGCCAUGAAGGAAUUGAAACCUGAUAUAGUAACUAAAUCUGCUCUUAGUGAUGAUAUCAGCUUUGAAAAAAUCUGCAAAAAGCCUGAUUCUACUGCAACUGAAAGAGCAAUAGCCAGACUGGCAAUGCACCCUCUUCUGAAGAAAAAAAUAGAUGUGCUGAAAGCUGCUGUCAAAGCCUUUAAAGAUGCAAGACAAAAUAUUGCUGAAGUUAAGUCAUCAAAGAAUGCUUCAGAAGAAAAUCAUUCCAAGGACACUUUGUGUUCAAAUGAUGAUGCCAGUGAGUUACAGCAUGAAGGAACUAUUAUCAGUGAGCAAAAAGAGAAAGAAGCCAAAAUAUUGGCAAAGAAACCAAUAAAUAAUUCAAAAGAAAAAAUAGUCAAGAAGAAACAUGGACCCAAAGCAGUGGACAUUCCAAAUUCUCCAUCAGAGUCUUCUGAAAAGGAUUCUUUAGUUCUCUCUGAAGCCCAGAAGAUACCUGCUAACCCCAAAAUGAAAACAUUAAGUCAAACGAAGAAAAAGAAAGAGUUUGAUAGCUCACCUAGUAGUAACAGUGAUGGAGAAGAAAUACAUGAAGAAGAGAAGGAGUAUUUUGAUGAUAGCACAGAAGAAAGGUUUUACAAGCAGUCUUCCAUGUCUGAGGAUAGUGAUAGUGGCGAUGACUUCUUCAUUGGGAAAGUCAGACGGAUGCGAAAGAAGGAAAGUAGUUGUCAUUCUUCAGUUAAGGAACAAAAGGUAACCCCAAAAUUGUUUCCUGUAGAAGAUAUACUUGAAACCCAUCAGGAUAUAAAAAAUGACAAAAACAAGCCAAGUACAGAGGCAAGGAAGCUUGAAUCAGUGUUUUUCCAUUCUUUAUCUGGAUCUAAAAGCUCUAGAAGGAAUUAUAGAGAACAGCCUCCGAAAAUCAAAACCCCAGGUUUUCAGCAAAAGGAGCCUCAAAUCAAGAGUCAGUUUAAUAAGAGUGCACAGAGAGGACUUGAAAAUACAAAACAGCGAUCACAGCUGCCUCUUCAUCCUUCGUGGGAAGCAAGCAGGAGGCGAAAAGAACAGCAAGCUAAAAUUGCUGUGUUUCAGGGGAAAAAAAUUACAUUUGAUGAUUGAUUAGUACCGUUUUUGUGAACUUUUCCAUCUAAAAAUUCUUUUUCUUUCCUUUUUUUUUUAACCAGCCCGCUAUUUAAACUUGUAUUUGAAUAAGUCUCUUUGGAAGGGUUAUAGAAAUAAGUUUGUGUUUGUCUUUAUUUUGCUUUCUUAAGUGUGUUCAAGUUAUGUUUAUAUAAGCCUUCCAUAAAUCAAGUACAUUCUUAAAUUGAUUUUUAAUAAUAUUUCCAGACUGUUCUCUUUGUGUCUAAAAGAAUUUUGAGAUUACAGCUAUCUCAGAUUUUCUCAUUUAUGCUUAUCAUGAAGUGUAUUUCAUUGGUUUAACUCUAUGUUUCUUUGCCUUGAAAUAAAUGUCGAGGUAUAUUUAAAAUAAUAAUGGAAAAAUAUGAGGCAAUUGUAGCUAUUUAAAAUAGAACACAUUUGCUAAAAGUUUUUCCUGUUAUCAAAACAAAGAUAGUAACUUUUAUUAUGAGUAUACAGGUAGUAAAUUAUACAAAUAAAUAUUUUUAUUAUAGUUUUAAUUAUUUGUGAUCUUAUACUUUUUGACUGUUUUAAAAUAGUUUCCCAGGAGAGUUUUGGAUUUCUGAAUUAUAUUUCAGUUAUUUAGACAACAUAUAUGUUUAGAUGUAGCAACACAACCAAAAAUUGGUUCUAUAUUUCACUGCAUAUGAAUAUUUCUGUUAAAUCAAGAAUGUGUAACAUCUGUUUACUUGGCCACGUGUUCCUAUAGAAACAUUUUUUGAGGAAUCAUAGUUGGAAUUUAUAAGAACAAAUUCUGAAGGAGGUAUGAUUGAAAGAGCAAUUCCACUGAUAGCUGAGCAGACAAGUUAUGAGAUGAGUCACUGAGGAAGGGACUACUUUAUACUUCAUAGUACUGUUAUUUAAAAGGAAAACACGGGCCGGCCUGGUGGCAUAGCGGUUAAGUUCGCACGCUGCACUUCGGCGGGCCAGAGUUCACAGGUUUGGACCCCAGGCGUGGACUGACGCACUGCUUGUCAAGCCAUGCUGUGGUGGUGUCCCAUAUAAUAAAGUAGAGGAAGAUGGGUGUGGAUGUUAGCUCAGGACUAAUCUUCCUCACAUGAAAAAAAGGGAAAACAGGAUUUUAAAAACCCUUUCAAAUGUUUCACUUUUUGCUAUUCUGGGAGAAAUUUAGUUCUUGGUUAACUAAAUCGUACUAAUUUAGUUCCAUGUUUUCUAUGCAUUGAUGCCGUUAAUGGCAGGGAAAGCCUCUGGUUAGCAGGAAUUCACAAGCUCUGGAGGAUCAUUUCUAUCUUUUUCAGGAGCAUAAGUAUUUAGAUAACUGGAGCAAUGGAAUUCAAGAGAUUAUGCAGAAAAAAUUAUUUUUUCUGUGUUGAAUGCAAAUUUGUUUUUUUAACUUCUUUUUUCUUUUAAAUUUUUAUUAACAAUUUCAAUUAUGUCAAAUUGAAAUUAAUUUCUACUGAAAUUUUAAUUAUGAAAAAUUAUUAAAAGAAAAGGGAAGACUUCUGACAGUAACUGCAGGUUUGGACAAG